AUGGUGGAGAACUCCAUUACCUGUGUUACAUCCUUCCGAGUGUCAUCACUAAUUCUACCAACACGAUGAACUUCAAGCUGCUCUUUCUCGUUGCGCUGGUGCUGAUGGCUGUCUGCCUUGGCCAGAGCGAGGGACGCCGGUUCAAGAAGUUCCUGAAGAAGGUGGAAGGUGCCGGUCGGCGAGUUGCCGGAGCUGCCCAGAAGGGUCUACCGUUGGCGCUGGGUGUAAAGGGUGUCCUUGGAUAGGGCGUACCUCACAAAGUAUCGGUCAAUCUGUUGCACGGCUUCCCGACACGAUCACCCCAUCAACGUCAACGAACUGUGUGUAACUACAAUGCAGUUCCAAUAAAGCGCGCCUGUCUCGGGCAAACUCUUCCUUAAUCCGUAAGUGAGCAGAUAAAAAA
Molecule: messenger RNA, 403 nt
Organism: Anopheles stephensi (Asian malaria mosquito)
Lineage: Eukaryota; Metazoa; Arthropoda; Insecta; Diptera; Culicidae
Product: cecropin-C
Exons: 2
Coding region: 66-245 (59 amino acids)
Biological process (GO): defense response to Gram-negative bacterium; defense response to Gram-positive bacterium; antibacterial humoral response
Cellular component (GO): extracellular region
Source: RefSeq, a predicted model, not a curated record